Molecule: messenger RNA, 964 nt
Organism: Andrographis paniculata
Lineage: Eukaryota; Viridiplantae; Streptophyta; Magnoliopsida; Lamiales; Acanthaceae
Product: chitinase 4-like
Exons: 2
Coding region: 39-731 (230 amino acids)
Biological process (GO): carbohydrate metabolic process; cell wall macromolecule catabolic process; chitin catabolic process
Molecular function (GO): chitinase activity
Source: RefSeq, a predicted model, not a curated record
CUCCUUACUCAUCCACACAAAAAACACUCUCCAUCCAAAUGACUAACUCUUUAUACAUAUUCACUCUUCUCGCCAUAUUUUCAGCCGCCGGAAAAUGGGUUUCCGGCCAGGGCCGAGUAGCGGAUGUUGUGACCGAUCAAUUCUUCAACGGGAUUAUCAACCAGGCUGCGCCAGGUUGUCCUGGCCGGACCUUCUACAGUAGGUCCGCUUUUCUUCAGGCCCUCGGCUCAUUUCCGAGGUUCGGAACUGAGGGGUCGCCGGAAAAUGCUAAGCGCGAAAUUGCCGCCUUCUUUGCCCAUGUCACGCAUGAGACUGGACACAUGUGCUCCCGAGUAGAGAAAGACGGCAAGUCUCGAGACUAUUGCGACGAGACCAACCGACAAUGGCCAUGUGUGCCGGGCAAGGGUUAUUACGGCCGAGGUCCAUUGCAGCUGUCGUGGAACUACAACUAUGGUCCGGCCGGGCGAGACAUAGGAUUCGAUGGUCUGAACAACCCUGAAAUCGUUGCUAGAGAUCCUGUUGUAUCCUUCAAGACAGCCCUGUGGUUUUGGAUGAGGAACUGUCAUAAUGCCAUAGUUUCCGGACAAGGAUUUGGCGCGACAAUUCGCGCCAUCAAUGGACAGCUCGAAUGCAACGGGGCGAGCCCGGCAACCGUCACUGCCCGCGUCAAUUAUUACAAGGAUUACUGCGGUCAAUUUCGGAUUAAUCCGGGGGGUAAUCUUCGAUGCUAGAGAAGAUAAUUUAGAUUGUGCCAAGAACAAAUAGUAAUGAAUAAAAACCUCUACUCCAUAUUGUAUACUUUGAGGUUUGAAUAGGGGUGAUAUCAUAGUAGAUCGGGUAUGUUUGAAAUUUUACUCGGACCUGACCCAUUUAUUUGGAUCGGAUCUAGUUAUUAUCGAAUUAGGUAUGAGUUGGAUCUAAUAACAAAAUAAUGUGAUAAAAUCAAAUCCUGAAUUUUGUUUCA